GAUCGCACUCCCAAGUUUUCCGAGGUAAGAAGCCCAGCGAUUCCAAAAGCUCGCGGUCCCUUGCCCAGCAUUUGGGCAACACCCAGGAUCACGAUCACUGCAAAGAACAGAGCAAUGGGGUCACUCGAUCGCCACCAGAGAACGGUGCUCCUUCUGGCUUCCAUGCUCGCCAUCGCCGCCGCCAAGUCCUUCAUUCAGUCUUGCAACUCCGCCUCGCAGUGCUCCUCGCUGGUGGCCUACAGGACCCCGGCGGCGCAGAGCCUGGGCGCCAUCGCCGCGCUCUUCAACAUCGACACCGUCUCCCUCCUCGCCGCAAACAACCUCGACUUGCGAUCCUCGCUCGACCCGGGCUCUCCCCAGCUCGUCAUCGCGCCGCGCCGGAUCGUCAAGGUCCCGAUCUCCUGCUCCUGCGUCGAUGGCAUCUGGCGCGGCAAUGCCACCCUCUACAAGUCCCGCCCCGGCGACACGCUCGCCUCCAUCGCCGACGCUCUCUUUGGGAAGCUCGUCACCGCCAAGCAGAUUGCGCAAGCGAAUGGCAUCGCCGCGAACUUUGGUGGCGCGGUUGCGGCCGGGUCGACGCUGGUGAUACCAUUCUCGUGUGGAUGCGGCGACCCUCUUGCCGGCGGUGGCACCGCGCUGCUCAUGUCUUACGUGGUGCAAGGCGGCGACACGGUUGGCGAGCUUGCCCGGGAGUAUGGAUCGUUGCCGGGCGAUUUCAUGGCGCUCAAUGGCGUCGCCAAUGCGUCGGAGCUCGCGGCCGGGGACGUGGUUGCGGUUCCUAUCCGAGCUUGUGGAUCGAGUUUCCGUCGCAGCGCCUACGAUUUUGGCCUCGUUGUGGCGAAUGGAAGCUACAUCAUCACGGCUGGUCAUUGCGUCCAGUGCAGUUGCUUGCCGAAUCUCCAGCAAGUGUAUUGCACGCCAGCCCCGGGGGUCAUCAGUGGAUCCUGCCCGGACAUGAGAUGCCUGGGAACGAACCUCACCGUCGGGGCCAUGGCCACCGCGGCAUCCGUCCAAGGCUGCAACGUUACGUCCUGUCUCUACACCGGCUUCAAGAAAAAAAUCAUCCUCUCCAGCUUACAAUCGGUAAUUCUAAACUCAUGUCCAGCUCCACCACCUCCACCAAGCUAUAAAUCCGCCGGUGGCUCGCUUGCUCUUCCGCCAGCCGCGGCUCCCGGAUCCUCAGGCCUUACAACGCCCGGCGUCACCAUCCCUGCCAGCGGCAACUCGGCCUUCGCUCCAGGGCCUUCUACCGCGGCUGCCGCAGGAACUUUCUCGCAAAUCCGGUUUGGAUCUCUAUCUCUCGUCUUGUUGCUGGUGGUUUUGAUGAUCUAGUAUGAGUGACCAUCGCGAUCUAGAUAUGUCAUCAAUCCUCCAAAAGUUUUGCCAACAAAAUCGGAGUGUUAUGAUCUUGUCACUCACUAGUACAACAGUGUUCUUGAGUAUGGGACCCUGCUUGUCCAUCCAAUGGAUUAACUUGGACGGUGAUCUUCGCUUCCAAGUGUCGAGUGGACACUA
Messenger RNA from Selaginella moellendorffii, 1515 nucleotides. RefSeq names its product lysM domain-containing GPI-anchored protein LYP6. The transcript has 5 exons. NCBI's taxonomy places the organism in Eukaryota, Viridiplantae, Streptophyta, Lycopodiopsida, Selaginellales, Selaginellaceae. The record is from RefSeq and is a predicted model, not a curated record. Bases 115 to 1332 code for a protein of 405 amino acids.